AUGGUCUAUCCUCGCCGCCCCUUAGCAGGGACAAAGCUCCAACACCAUGCCGACGACAUCCUCGCCGAGUCCGGGUCUCCGAAACGGAGAAAGCGUCGUAAGCUGGCAGUCAACCAUCCGAAACCAAGCAAUACUGCAGAGACCUUGCUCAUCACCCGGCCCGGGACAGAGUCGCGCUGUCAGGCUGGCACAAAUGACCUCGGGUCUUCGCCAGGUACCGUCAUUGCAGCGCCGGUGACGCCUAUCACAACACACCACAAGGGCAGCCCUGAGACACCAGAGAUCUUCACUUUCAAGAACAAGAAGGCAUACCAGCGCGCGAGAACACUAUUCUCGAUGGGCUACUCCUCGUCAUCUUCCGCCGACAGUCGCGAAGACCAAGACAUUCCCUCGACCUUAAGAUGGAAUGAGCUUAUGUCUUUGCUGGCUUCCGAACCUAUCUCAUGCUCAAUUCUCCCAAUGAAGGGGACUGCACAGAAAAUCGUCCGGCCCGCGAGGAAUGGCGUUAUAUAUGGCAGUGUCACUCUGCACAAACCACACGGCGGCAAUCCAAAAGUCGAGCGAGAGAUGUUAGAGAACAUGGCCGGUCAGCUGAUGCAAGGCUUUCGCUGGCGCAAGGAUCAUUUCGUCAUGACUCCAACCCCGACCAAAGUCCAGGAGGAACCGAAUCCAGGCCGAGAAUGA
Messenger RNA from Cyphellophora attinorum, 684 nucleotides. RefSeq lists its product as uncharacterized. The record is from RefSeq and is a predicted model, not a curated record. Lineage: Eukaryota; Fungi; Ascomycota; Eurotiomycetes; Chaetothyriales; Cyphellophoraceae. The transcript has a single exon. Bases 1 to 684 code for a protein of 227 amino acids.